Messenger RNA from Alosa sapidissima (American shad), 3139 nucleotides. Its product is annotated as SEC14-like protein 1. NCBI's taxonomy places the organism in Eukaryota, Metazoa, Chordata, Actinopteri, Clupeiformes, Clupeidae. The coding region runs from base 420 to 2573 and encodes 717 amino acids. Gene Ontology annotation, molecular function: RIG-I binding. Gene Ontology annotation, biological process: negative regulation of RIG-I signaling pathway. The record is from RefSeq and is a predicted model, not a curated record. The transcript has 17 exons. Gene Ontology annotation, cellular component: cytoplasm; cytosol.
UUGUAGGCGCUGUACUCCUACCACCAUUGGUAUAAUUAUAUAAUAUCGGACAUAUCACAUACGUCUACUCCUCUGCAUGAAGUAAAAGGUAACAUGGGUGACGUUAGGAGAUUGGUCAGUGAGCUUGUGACAGGAACUCCCCCUCGUCUGGUCUCGCCGCCCCCUGCGUGCCUGCCUAGAACUACUUUUUACUGACCGCUUCUGGCAGUAAUGCUUCUGACACUCAUAGAGCCUCAUGAUAUUGCUCACUUCGAAUUCGCGGCGUUUACAUAGGAUGAAGUUUUAAGCAGCGUUUUAAGACAAUCUGUAAUGGUUGCCCUCAUGUAAAUGACGUGCUGAAGUUGAACUUCUCACAUGAAACAUAAUCUACACUGACCGACAGACAGGAGAAUUUGGUAAACUGUAGAGGGGCAGCAACCAUGGUGCAGAAGUACCAGUCCCCAGUGAGGGUCUACAAGUACCCCUUUGAACUGGUCAUGGCGGCAUACGUGCGGCGGUUCCCGAGCUGCCCUCUCAUCCCCAUGUUUGUGUGUGGUGAGGUGGUCAGGGAGGAGGAGAGCGAUGACGGCGCCACACACCGCGUGGAGAGACGCUGCACUGUGGACGUGGACGCUCCACGCCUGCUCAAGAGGAUUGCAGGUGUAGACUACCUGUACUUCGUUCAGAAGAACACUCUGGACAGGAGACAGAGGACCCUGCACAUCGAUGCACACAACGAGACCUUCUCCAAUAGAGUUAUUGUGCAGGAGCACUGCAGCUACACGGUCCACCCAGAAAAUGAAGAGUGGACGUGUUUUGAGCAGUCGGCGAGUCUGGACAUCAAGUCGUUCUUUGGCUUUGAGAACACAGCUGAGAAGAUCGCCAUGAAGCAGUACGCCAGCAGCAUCAGCAAGGGUAAGGAGCUUAUAGAGUAUUAUCUGAAGGAGUUGGCAGACGAGGGCAUUACCCACGUGCCCCGGUGGACCCCCCCCCUGGCCACCUCCUCGCCCCCCCAGCUGCCCGUGUCCUGUGCGCGCCCCAUACCGCCCCCUGGUGACCGCAAGGACAACCUCUCAGACACCCUGCCUGGCUCCCCAGACGAUAAACUGGAUGCUGACUACAUCAGGCGUUACCUGGGUGAGCUGACGCCACUGCAGGAGAGCUGCCUCAUCCGCCUCAGACAGGGCCUACAGGAGACUCACAAGGGCAAGAUCCCUAAGGACCAGCACGUGUUGCGCUUCCUGCGCUCGCGGGACUUUAACCUGGAGAAGGCGCGCGAGGCCCUGUGCCAGACGCUCACCUGGCGCAAACAGUUCCAGAUCGACCUGCUGCUGGACAGCUGGCGCUGCCCGCAGCUGCUGCACGACUACUACACCGGAGGCUGGCAUCACCAUGACAACGACGGGCGUCCUCUCUACAUCUUACGGCUGGGGCAGAUGGACACAAAGGGAUUGGUGCGUGCACUGGGGGAGGAGACUAUACUGAGACACGUCCUGUCCAUCAAUGAAGAGGGGCUCCGGCGCUGUGAAGAAAACACCAAUGUCUUUGGCAAGCCAAUCAGCUGCUGGACGUGUCUGGUGGAUCUGGAGGGCCUGAACAUGCGUCACCUGUGGAGGCCGGGAGUGAAGGCCCUGCUGCGCAUCAUCGAGGUGGUGGAGGCCAACUACCCCGAGACGCUGGGCAGACUGCUCAUCCUGAGGGCCCCCAGAGUCUUCCCUGUGCUCUGGACACUGGUGAGCCCAUUCAUCGAUGAGAACACGCGCAGGAAGUUCCUGAUCUACGCAGGAAACGAUUUCCAGGGUCCCGGAGGCCUGCAGGAGUACAUCAGCCCACACGUCAUACCAGACUUCCUGGGGGGAGAGAGCCUGUGUGAGGUUCCUGAGGGCGGUCUCGUGCCCAAGUCUCUGUACCGGACGGCUGAGGAGCUGGAGACAGAGGAGGCCCGCAUGUGGACCGACACCAUCUACAAGAGCGCCAGUGUCCUCAAGGGGGCGCCACACGAGGUUCUGAUCAAGAUCAGUGAGCCCUCGUCGGUCAUCACCUGGGACUUCGACGUGUGUAAAGGCGACGUCGUCUUCAACAUCUUCCACUCGCGGCGCACACCCCAGGGGUCACACACACACGCACACGCCCCCCCGGGCGCCGCCGGCAACAACACACAGCUGAUCGACAGGUCGUGGGUGCUGGGUCAGGACUACAGCAAGGUGGAGACGGCACUCACCUGCAGAGAGGGGGAGAGUAUACAGGGCACUCACGUGACUCGCUGGCCUGGGUUCUACAUCCUGCAGUGGCGUUUCCAUGGCAGCGCGGCGGCGGCGUGCUCGGGGUCGAGUCUGGCGCGCGUGGACGAUAUGCUGGCCUCCCUCCAGGGGGCGCCACACCGCUGCAGGGUUCUCUACUACACAGAGGUGCUGCAGUCCCGCGACUUCAGGUACACAACUACACUACACAACUACUACACAGAGGUGCUGCAGUCCCGCGACUUCAGGGGUUCCAUGUCUAGUCUGGAAUCCAGUCACAGUGGCUUCUCCCAGUUCAGCUCCGCCACCACCUCCUCUAGCCAAUCACAGUCCAGCUCCACCCUCUCCAGGUAGUAGCAGACCAAUCAGAAGCCAAGUAGGAGGUGGAGUGACAGCCAGUCAGGACUAUGGAAGAAGCAUGAAUCAAAUGGACUGUAUAGAUAGACGGCUCACACACACACCACACACAUGCUCAUUCUUACACACACACACACACUCAAAUAGCCAAUCGUCUAGCCUAGACCAACUUUUCUGUCAACUGCCCGGUGCAUUAGUUAUAUAUUUGUAUUAAAAUGGACUCAACAUGGACAUCACCCAGCAGUCACCAAUUAAUUCUCAAAACGCUCUAAAAAGGAGUCGGCGCUUCUGACUCUUUCCUCUCUGUUGUUUUAUGUUGUCAUGCUAUAUACUGUGUGGACUUCUUUUCUUAUGCAUAAUUGGACACAUGUUUGUCCUGGACCUGGAAAGUGCACAAUGACCUCUUCUAACUGUACAUAUUAAAUCACUCUCUCUCUCACUCACACACACACACACACACACACACACACACACACAGCCAAUCUUUUAGCCUAGAUCAACUCCCGUCAACUCCCAACAUGUAUUUGUUGUACAUUAUAUUAAAAUUGUAUAUUUUUUGUGCA